This is a messenger RNA of Geodia barretti, 2265 nucleotides long. The record is from the annotation of a GenBank genome assembly. NCBI's taxonomy places the organism in Eukaryota, Metazoa, Porifera, Demospongiae, Tetractinellida, Geodiidae.
AUGACCCAGGUUGCCAACCUCUUGGAAGGAUUGAACCCGGCCCAGCGCGAGGCCGUGGAAACGGUGGACGGGCCGCUGCUGAUCAUCGCCGGACCGGGCAGCGGCAAGACACGCGUGAUCACCCAUCGAAUCGCCUACCUCGUGCAGGAGUACGGGGUCAGUCCUUACAGCAUCCUCGCCAUGACGUUCACCAACAAGGCGGCGCGGGAGAUGACGGACCGUCUCGGCCGUCUUGCAGGUCCCCACGCGGGGGCGCUCACGGUCGGCACCUUUCAUUCCUUCUGCGCCCGGCUGCUGCGGAUAGAGGGCGACUUUAUCGGCCUUUCCAGAAACUAUUCCAUAUUCGACGACGACGACCAGAUUUCGGCAAUCAAGCAGUGCCUGGGGCAAGCGGACUAUGAUCCCAAACGGUACCCGCCCCGCGCAGUGCUGUCGGCGAUCUCGCGGGCCAAGAACGUGCUGCAGGACUCACAGGCCAUGGCCCGCGAUGCCGCCGGGUAUUAUUUCGAGGAAGUAUGCGCCCGGGUCUACCGCCACUACGAGGAACUGCUGGCCCGCAACAACGCCGUGGAUUUCGACGACCUGUUGCUUCGGACCGUGCAGCUCUUCCGGGAAUACCCCGUGGUGCUGCAGCGGUACCAGGACCGCUACGGCUACCUGAUGGUGGACGAGUUCCAGGACACCAACGUGGCGCAGUACCAGCUGUCCCGCCAGUUGUCGCAGGGGCACCAGAACUUCUGCGUCGUGGGCGACCCGGACCAGUCCAUCUACUCGUGGCGCAGCGCCGACGUUCGAAACAUUCUGAACUUCAAGAACGACUACCCACGGGCAAAGGUCAUCUCGCUGGGCCAGAACUACCGCUCCACCGCCAACAUACUGAACGCCGCAAAAGGGCUGAUCGAGUCCAACGGUAAGCGCCUCGACCACCAGCUAUUCACCGACAAUUCCACGGGACAGCCCGUGCGGGUUGAUGAGGCCUACGACGAGGACGAGGAGGCCGGCAAGGUAAUCGGAGAGAUCAAGCGGCUCACCCGUGAGGAGAGUUUCAAGCUGGGUGAUUGCGCCGUGAUGUACCGGGUGAACGCCCAGUCCCGCGCUAUGGAGGAGGCCUGCCUGCAGCAGGGGGUGAAGUACCGGCUGGUGGGCGGCACCCGCUUUUACCAGAGAAAGGAGAUCAGGGACCUCACCGCCUACCUCCGGCUGGUCUACAACCAGCAGGACGACCAGACCCUGGCCCGCGUGGUGAGCGUCCCGCCGAGGGGCCUUGGCGCCAAGUCCAUGCAGCAGCUAGGGGAGUGGGCCACCGGCCGCGGCGUUUCCACGUUCGACGCCAUGCGGGAAAUCACCUUAGCCAGCAGAAACAAGCAGCCCAGCCCCGUGUCCCUGCCAUCCCGCGCCGCUUCAUCCAUCGCCAAAUUCGUCGACCUCAUCGAACGGCUGGUGGCCAUCAGCCGCGAGGCAGAGGUCGUCAAGCUCAUAGACGUGCUGCUCUCGGAGUCGGGCCUACAAAAGCACAUUCAGGAAAGCGACGAGCGGCCCGAGGAACGCUGGGAGAACGUGAUGGACUUCCGGGGCAUCGCCCAGGAAUUCAACGCCGAAACUCCGCCCGACGGGUUAGGGUCUCUGCUCGAGCGCACAUCGCUGGUCUCGCAGGUGGACGAUCUGGAGGAUGCCGAGGACUCCAUCACACUGAUCACCCUGCAUCAGGCCAAAGGGCUGGAGUUCCCGGUGGUCUUCAUCGUCGGGAUGGAAGAGGGCCUGCUGCCCCACUCCCGUUCCUUGGACAGCGAAGAACAGACCGAAGAGGAGCGUCGGCUGUGCUACGUCGGGAUGACUCGCGCCGAACAGCGUCUGUACCUGAUGCGCGCCUUCCGGCGGAACUUUCGAGGCGGAAGCGGGGGGCCGGCAGCCGCUUCCCGGUUCCUCCGCGAGAUUCCGGAAGACCUGCUGGUCCCCGCGGCGCUGUCCUCCACCGCUGCACGUACAGUUACUUCUCCCCAGCCCGGCGGAGGCAGCUCCAUCCGGGCAGCGGCGCUGGCGGCUGCGUCUGUGGCACCAUCAUCCGGACCGGCGCUGAAGGUGGGCGACCCGGUGCGACACCGUGCCUUCGGCGACGGCAUCGUCAUGGCCUGCGAAGUUACGGCGUCGGACGUUGAGGUGACGGUGGAAUUCGCAGGGGGCGUCGGAGCAAAGCGGCUGCUGUUGAGCUUCGCCCCACUGGAAAAGCUGAGUGACAGCGAAGAUCCCGGCCUGGGUGGGAGGUAG